AUGGCCCUGUACCCUGUACCCACUCCUCACAGCCUCACCAACCCCCUGGCCCUGUACCCUGUACCCACUCCUCACAGCCUCACCAACCCCCUGGCCCUGUACCCUGUACCCACUCCUCACAGCCUCACCAACCCCAUGGCCCUGUACCCUGUACCCACUCCUCACAGCCUCACCAACCCCCUGGCCCUGUACCCACUCCUCACAGCCUCACCAACCCCCUGGCCCUGUACCCACUCCUCACAGCCUCACCAACCGCCUGGCCCUGUACCCACUCCUCACAGCCUCACCAACCCCCUGUACCCUGUACCCACUCCUCACAGCCUCACCAACCCCCUGGCCCUGUACCCUGUACCCACUCCUCACAGCCUCACCAACCCCAUGGCCCUGUACCCACUCCUCACAGCCUCACCAACCCCCUGGCCCUGUACCCACUCCUCACAGCCUCACCAACCCCCUGGCCCUGUACCCACUCCUCACAGCCUCACCAACCCCAUGGCCCUGUACCCUGUACCCACUCCUCACAGCCUCACCAACCCCCUGGCCCUGUACCCACUCCUCACAGCCUCACCAACCGCCUGGCCCUGUACCCACUCCUCACAGCCUCACCAACCCCCAUGGCCCUGUACCCACUCCUCACAGCCUCACCAACCGCCUGGCCCUGUACCCACUCCUCACAGCCUCACCAACCCCCUGGCCCUGUACCCACUCCUCACAGCCUCACCAACCGCCUGGCCCUGUACCCACUCCUCACAGCCUCACCAACCCCCUGGCCCUGUACCCACUCCUCACAGCCUCACCAACCGCCUGGCCCUGUACCCACUCCUCACAGCCUCACCAACCGCCUGGCCCUGUACCCACUCCUCACAGCCUCACCAACCCCAUGGCCCUGUACCCACUCCUCACAGCCUCACCAACCCCAUGGCCCUGUACCCUGGAGUGGUGAUGGGGGAUGUAGGGGGGGGGGUGGGGGUGGACUGCAGGUGCUUGACAUAUGAAUCUAUGGGUUCUUCGUGUGCCUUACAUUUGUAUUGCUAUUUAAGAGAGUAAGAAAGGAGAUCUACUAUUUAAGAUAUUUAUUUUGAGAUUGGACUAUGUUCUAUGUGCUCUAAGGACAGAGACUUAGUGGCGGUACUGUAUUAAUAUGAUUAUGUAUUCAUCUCAAGGCAUAUAAGUUAUUGAGUAGAUUUAGUUGUAUUAUAAUUAUUAUUAACAUACUCAACCAAAAAUGUUGAUGUAGGAAUUAUAUACGAUACAAUUCUGUAUGUGCACUGUACAAUUAUACUUUUUGCUUUUUGAAAUCUUAGAACGUGACAUUAAAUAUUGGUUAGUUUAAUGCCUUUUGUAUGAAACUUUAUUUAAAUGCAGGCCUAUUUGCGUGCAGACUGUUACUCUGCCUCUUGUGUUUAGAACUGUUGGAAAAGACAAAAAAAAUCCUGACAAAAAUGAGCAAAAUGCUGCUUUUACAGUACAUUAGAAUGUAUAGUCAUUGUCAUGGUUCAGAAAGCUGUGCUUCUAUUGCUUUUAAUAUACAUCAGAUGGGCUAUUUUACACUGUUGGGAAUUUUUAUACUUGAACUAUUUCUUACAAGGGAAAAUAUGGAAAAUAAAUGACCAAAAAAAACUUUUUAAAGGAAGUUUUUCAUUGUCACUGGAUUAAGGCAUGUAAAGUGUUAUUUACUAUAUUUAAAUGCAAAGGUCCUGUUGGUAUUAAAACUUUAUUUCAGAAUUUCAACACUAUUUACUCUAAAUUGAAAUAAAAGGUUCUAUAUUUAAACAGAAUACUGUUGUUUUUAUUUAAGAUGGAUGUAGGAUGUUGAGUUGAUGUUGAGUUGAUGUUGAAUUUAUGUUGUUUUCAGGUUGGGUGUCUUUUUGUGGGCCUUAGUAUGGAGGCCUGAGACCAUUGAUAGUCUCCAGAACAAAUUAGGUAUGAAAUAUGUAGCUGCCAAAGCUGUUGAUGUCUAUUAAACAACUAUAAACAGACUUGCUGUCUUUUUGUGCAAACAUAAACAUAAAACAUAACCAAAGCUGUUAAUAUGGUUGUAAAACAUUUUGGGGGACUGGUGUUUAAAAACAAUGCUCUUAGUUUAGUUGGGUGAGGUAGCUGAGAACUUUUCACUGUGUGUGUGUGUGUGUGCGUGCAUGCGUGCGUGCGUGCGAGUGUGUGUGCGUGUGCGAGUGACCACAGAGCAGCCAGUAGGCAGUCAGGAGCCUUAUGAGAUUACACACAAAAUGUCCGCUGGGUGUCGGCUGCCUGGUAUGCUGCUGCUCGUCAUUGUGUAACACUGUCACCCAAGGCCCCUCCACCAUUUUAGCCGGGCCGUCGAUGACGUGGGACAAGCAUUGACUUCACACUCAAACAAACCUGUCUGGAAGCAGAGAGUUAGAGAAUGGAGUCCUCUGGGAAAGCAUAUAAAUAAUUCAGAGGCUUUCUAAUCAAUAAAAGAUGCCAAGAGGCCUAGAUGCUGGCUGCAAUACGUACCUCCCUACCCUUUCCUCCCUAACCUGGCACGGAGGCAGCAUGGGCUAUGUCCCAUUGGGCCCUGGCAAAAGUAUUGCACUUCAUAGGGAACAGGGUGUGAUUUGGGACAGAAUAUGGUCUAUUUCAGCCUGCAGUGUAACCAGACGCUGGUCAGCCAGGCCCAGGCAGCUGCCAUGACACAGCAGAGAUAGAGGCCUUUCACAUGACAUCACUAUGGCUUCCAUGGCAUCUGACGUCCGCCAUGAUGGAAUUCAGAGGCAGGUUGUGAAUUGGGAUAUGACAGUCAGAGAGUAGAAGGCGCCGUUAACAUGAUCAGGGUCACGGUGAAUAGCCCUGUUGAAACUCGCCCACAGUUUAUUUGAGUUGACGUGAACUAGCUAUAACCAGUGAUUAUAUCAGUGCAGAAUGAUCCCCAACCUUGUGAUUUUGGAGUGGUGGUGGUGAUGAUGAUGAUGGUUGUGGUGGUGAUGAUGAUGAUGGUGUUGGUGGUGGUUGUGGUGAUGAUGAUGAUGGUGUUGGUGGUGGUUGUGGUGAUGAUGAUGAUGGUAGUGGUAGUGGUUGUGGUGAUGAUGAUGAUGGUAGUGGUUGUGGUGGUGAUGAUGAUGAUGGUGAUGAUGGUGUUGGUGGUGGUGAUGAUGAUGAUGAUGAUGGUAGUGGUGGUGGUGAUGAUGAUGACAAGCUUUUAGAAUUUGAUUAUCCCCCCAGCACUAUGGAGAAACUAGGCUAUAGUGCUUUCUCCCUUGAGUCAUGGGCAAGUCCAUUGCUAGCCUGCCUACACAACAUUAGAUUUCAAUCAGACAUUCCAUAUUUAGGUGUCUGGGGAUCCCGCUACUGCUUCUCAAGACCGGGUAGGGGGGCAGAAGAAGAUUGGAGGCACCAACUGGUACUUUGCCAGUGGUCCACUUACUCCACUAAGUUCUCAGGUUCACCAAUGUUGCUUAUUUUGGAAGUCCCGGAAGCUCAGAGUUAUCUGCGCGAUUGAUUGACAGGGAGGCUGGGUACAGCGGAAGACCCAGGGACGAAUCUUGCCCGGCAUAUUACAAAAGCGAAAGAAAACAGUACGCCAGGAUUUGAUAGGGACCUAUAAUCGAAGGUAAAUAUGUUACUUUGUUGGUUAGUUUGUUUUCAACCGACUGUAAUGUUUUUGACGAGAUGGGAACGGGAGGGAGUGGUGCAGGGAGGCGGGGGCCAGGGCGGCACGUUUGUAGCUGGCUCGCCUCAUUGAAACGCGUGCGGUUAUUCUAUUCGUUGUGUUGGCAGGAGAAAAGAAGACACCGAUAACCACAAAGGUCUGAACAAUCGCCCUUUUCAUAUUCUUUGUGUGCGGUCUGUGUGUCUUGUCUUUGUGUUUUGUAUGGCUAGUUACAUCAUUGCGUAUUCGCGGCGUUUCAACGUUUUCCGGAAAACGUGUAGGGCGUCAAAUAGGCUACCGUUACUGCUAGACUAUAAGAAUUGUAAUAUUUUCCUCUGAGUUUAUUUCAUAAAUGUAUGUCGAUGUCAUUGCAGUUGGUGUAUGUGAUGACAACGGUAGCCUAUACAAUGCAGCAUGCCAAUGACGCAGGAUGAAACUGGAAGGAUGACAUGUCAACAUAGUUGUAUUAUUAUUGUGGUGUCAUGUGUGGCGCCGAGCCCAUAACCGUUUUUAGUAUGCCUAUGUAAUGUGAUGCUAUUGUCAUACCUCUCAUACCUACUAUCUAUGAAGUGAGCACGCAAACGCAACAUACUAUAGUUCUCACACAGAAUCAGUGCACCUGUGUCACACCAACCUUGAAUGAACCUUUUGGGAACAUUAUGAAUGUUGACACAGUUUAAUGCUGUCCAAAUAUUAUCUAACUGAUUAUGAACAUUUUUCAAUUCUCACAUGUAAGCCUUUAUGAUUAUUUUCACAUUCUCAAAUGUACUAUUCAUAAGCCCUAUAACUAUAAGAGUUUCCAGAUCUCCAGGUAGAAGGCCCAUCAUCAUGUCUAAGAAAUAUAUGGUCCUUAGCCUAGAGGGGGCCUAUCAAGCACCAACCAUAGAACCUUAAGACUUAGAAUAGAUUACAGUAUAUCACCACCACUAACUUGAAGCAGGGGCCCAAUAUAGCCCUGAGAUCAGAUACCCAGGGCAUAGAGUUUAUGAGGCCCCAUGGUGAUCUUGGAGUAUAAUGCCAUUCUCAUUUCAGUAGAAUAAUAACACACCACCGAUGUCUGCUUUCACAGCUGUUGGGUCUAAAUCCCUCCCCAUUGGUCAGACAAUUGUUAGGUGCUUUGUUUGCUACGAAAACAAUAUUCCUUAUGGUGCCUCCAGUAUAUAAUUCUCUAAACCUCUAACCACAGGGUUGCGGGUUCAAAUCCUGUGCUGGCUCUUCCUCCUCGAUCACUGUAUACAAAUAACGUAUUGUAACACUGUAUAGCUGGAGUCCAACAGCGAAAGAGGUAACAAUGUAAUUCCCCAUACAUUUCGAUCGCCAUGGACACUUUGGCCAACUCACAAUGUUGAAGAGAUGCUAAUCAAGUCAUACUGUGCCAGAUUCUAGCUGUUGCUUUCACUCAGUUUUCAAUGUUAAUGUUUUCAACAUAUCUUCCAGGGAAAACUAAUGAUGAAUUAGGGCUUGGGAAAAUACAGUGUCAGACUACUCUGUUCUAUAGCACGUUGCAAGGCUUGUCAAAUGUUUUUAUUUACAACAAAGCACAUCUUGAUAUUUUGGAAUAAAUAUAAUCUUAAUUUGAUCACCAUGUUGUUGCAGGAAGCGCAAACUUAGUGUAUUUAAGGUUUAAAAAGACUUCAAACGUUUGUAAUUUCCACACAAAAAAAUCGGACUUAAUUUGCCCUAACAAAAAAUGUCAACCCCUACACAAAGGUCCAUAAUUCACACAAUAAUUCACAUUUCCUGUUGCUGCAGGAUUAUUUGCCUGAUGUGAGAAACUGGUCAAAUUAAGAUCCUACAUCUGUACACUCUUUGAUCAGAUAUUCAGCGUAAUGUAUGCCAGUGAGCACUGGUCUAAGAUCAGCUUUCCCUGCAUCUUACCUUAUCUCACCCAUUGGAGCACAAGCACAAAAAUGGACUCAGGAUCAGUACUUAGAGAACACCGCCACCUAUCAGUCAUUACCCUACACAGUCCAAAUAUAUAUUUGAAGGAGUCACUUUGAUGAAGUUACAUUGCCAUAACACAUUGGUUUUUAACAAUGAAGACAUAUUUAUUUUUCAACUUACACUGUCUUCCAAGGGUGUCUGAAUAUCUCUCAAACAUCCAGUUUGAAGACCUCAAACCAAACCCAGAGGUCUCCAGUGGCUGGCUCCAGACUCUCUAGCGCCCUGUACUGUCAGGCAGCCCACAGAAAUAUACAGUGAAGCCCAUGUUAGACAUUUGGCACUGCUGGGAGAAUUCUCUAGAGUAAUUAACAGAUUAAGCCCAGGCUGCACCUCCCAUCCACCACCAAUGAAUUAGUGAACUCACAGGACUGCUAGUUUGAGGCCUGCUGCAGGCUACAGCUCCCUGGUGAAUAUGCUACCUGCUAGAUCCUACUGUAGCAGAUAGCUCAUCCUAAUAUUCAAAUAUUAUAUGGAUUCGGCUAUUUCAGCCACACCCGUUGCUGACAGGUGUAUAAAAUCGAGCACACCGACAUGCAAUCUCCAUAGACAAACAUUGGCAGUAGAAUGGCCUUACUGAAGAGCUCAGUGACUUUCAACGUGGCACCGUCAUAGGAUGCCACCUUUCCAACAAGUCAGUUUGUCAAAUUUCUGCUCUGUUAGAGCUGCCCCGGUCAACUGUAAGUGCUGUUAUUGGAAACGUCUAGCAGCAACAACGGCUCAGUCGCGAAGUGGUAGGCCAUACAAGCUCACAGAACGGGACCGCCGAGUGCUGAAGUGCGUAGCGCGUAAAAAUCGUCUGUCCUCGGUUGCAACACCCACUACCGAGUUCCAAACUGCCUCUAGAAGCAACAUCAGCACAAUAACUGUUCGUCGGGAGUAUCAUGAAAUGGGCUUCCAUGGCCGAGCAGCCGCACACAAGCCUAAGAUCAUCAUGCGCAAUGCCAAGCAUCGGCUGGAGUGGUGUAAAGCUCGCCGCAAUUGGACUCUGGAGCAGUGGAAACACGUUCUCUGGAGUGAUGAAUCACGCUUCACCAUCUGGCAGUCUGACGGACAAAUCUGGGUUUGGCGGAAUCCAAGAGAACGCUACCUGCCCCAAUGCAUAGUGCCAACUGUAAAGUUUGGUGGAUGAGGAAUAAUGGUCUGGGGCUGUUUUUCAUGGUUCGGGCUAGGCCCCUUAGUUCCAGUGAAGGGAAAUGUUAACGCUACAGCAUACAAUGACAUUCUAGACAAUUCUGUGCUUCCAACAUUGUGGCAACAGUUUGGGGAAGAGCCUUUCUUGUUUCAGCAUGACAAUGCCCCCGUGCACAAAGCGAGGUCCAUACAGAAUUGGUUUGUCAAGAUUGUUGUGGAAGAACUUGACUGGCCUGCACAGAGCCCUGACCUCAACCCCAUCGAACACGUUUGGGAUGAAUUGGAACGCUGACUGCGAGCCAGGCCUAAUCGCCGAAUAUCAGUGCCCGACCUCACUAAUGCUCCCGUGGCUGAAUGGAAGCAAGUCCCCGCAGCAAUGUUCCAACAUCUAGUGGAAAGGCUUCCCAGAAGAGUGGAGGCUGUUAUAGCAGCAAAGGGGGGACCAACUCCAUAUUAAUGCCCAUGAUUUUGGAAUGAGAUGUUCGACGAGCAGGUGUCCACAUACAUUUGGUCUUGUAGUGUAUCUACCUCAAUUACUCGGUACUGGUACCCCAUGUAUAUAGCCAAGUUAUCGUUACUCAUUGUGUAUUUAUUCCUCGUGUUAUUAUGUUUCUAUUAUUUCUGACUGAAAGCAAUGUACUGUUUCUCUAAGUAUUCCAAACUUGUGUCAUUCUCCAAGACUCACGAUAUCACAAAUCAGGCAUAGACUACACUACGGUAGGCUACACACAAAGGAAAGUAUUAAAAGCUGUGUGUGCUGUUUAUUUCAGCCUCACUGUUUUACAUAAUAGAUUGAAUAUGCUUUAAAUGCAUCUUUCUUUCUUUCUUUCCUUCUAUCUUUCUUUCUUGAUCACUAGUGUUUGAAGACUGAAUUAAUGAAAGUAGAGAAGGAAAUGAAAGGUGAAGUAAUGUGUACCGUAGUUUUGACGUCCCCGUUCAUUCAGAUAACUGAUAGAGAGGAGAAGUAGAUCCAUCUUCUACACUUGACCUCCUGUCAAUCAAAUGCCAUUUGGGACACAACUCGUAUCUUUGUAAUGUACACAAUGUUCAGAUACAUAGCUACAUCCUUAGAAUUCAGUAAACCCUUACCCUAACUCUACACUAAAACCUGACCCAAACCCUCUUCUGUAUCUGUACAAAUGAUCUGUAUCUGUAAGCAUGAUAUAAUUCUGAUUAAUAGUGAAGUGGAUGGAGUCAACUGCACUAUAAAUAACUUUUGGUGUAUUCGGCGCAUGUGACAAAUAACAUUUUAUUUGAUUUAAUACUUUCCUUUGUGUGUAGCCUACCGUAGUGUAGGAUUUAUGAUAUCUUGAGUCUUGGAGAAUGACAAAAGUUUGGAAUAAAAACACAUCUAGUGGAAUGGGAUUCUCGCUUCUUCAGAAGUCUGUGAAAUAAAAGUCAGACAGUAUAUAUUUACUCUGUACUGUCACCUUUGUGACUUAGUUUGUCCACCCCUCUAACAGAUAUCUUAGCUCUGCCUCUGUUCCUGUCCCUGGAUAAUCUAAUAGCUAGUGACAUUCCAGUAGUUAGAGCAGCAUCCAGCUGAAGGUGUGGCUCUGUGGCGACUGAACUGACCCUCCUUCAGACCUGGGUGCAAAUUCUAUUCAAAAUCUUUCAAAUACCUUUGAGCGUUUGCUCUAGCCUGCCUGGAGUGCCAGAUAGGUGGGGUUUACAGGCUACUAUUCUAUUGAUUCAUUAACCCAGGCACACUCAAUCAAGCACAGAGAAAGCAUUAAAAAUGAUUCACAUAGUAUUUGAACCCAGGCCUGCUCUCCUUCGAUAACUUCUCCUUUACUUAAUCUAGACUCGACACACCACUCAACAGGAAUCAGCCAUGACCAAUGACCCAUGUCAUGAUACACCUAUGGUAUGGUGUGCAUGAUGUGAUAUAAUUGAUGGGUAGCAGAAGUUGAGGUCCAGGAAACUGAAUCGGCACUCCUCAGAUAAACUCUGAUUGCGUAUCCCCAAAUGGCACCCUAUUUAUUCCCUUUAUAAGGCUCACUCCUCAGAUAAACUCUGAUUGCGUAUCCCCAAAUGGCACCCUAUUUAUUCCCUUUAUAAGGCUCAUUGACAGUACCAACCCUGGCUACAGCUCCAGUGAUGGACAUACAGUGGGGAGAACAAGUAUUUGAGACACUGCUGAUUUUGCAGGUUUACCUACUUACAAAGCAUGUAGAGGUCUGUAAUUUUUAUCAUAGGUACACUUCAACUGUGAGAGACGGAAUCUAGAAAAUCACAUUGUAUGAUUGUAAAGUAAUUAAUUUGCAUUUUAUUGCAUGACAUAAGUAUUUGAUACAUCAGAAAAACAGAACUUAAUAUUUGGUACAGAAACCUUUGUUUGCAAUUACAGAGAUCAUACGUUUCCUGUAGGUCUUGACCAGGUUUGCACACACUGCAGCAGGGAUUUUGGCCCACUCCUCCAUACAGACCUUCUCCAGAUCCUUCAGGUUUCAGGGCUGUCGCUGGGCAAUACGGACUUUAAGCUCCCUCCAAAGAUUUUCUAUUGGGUUCAGGUCUGGAGACUGGCUAGGCCACUCCAGGACCUUGAGAUGCUUCUUACGGAGCCACUCCUUAGUUGCCCUGGCUGUGUGUUUCGGGUCGUUGUCAUGCUGGAAGACCCAGCCACGACCCAUCUUCAAUGCUCUUACUGAGGGAAGGAGGUUGUUGGCCAAGAUCUCGCGAAACAUGGCCCCAUCCAUCCUCCCCUCAAUACGGUGCAGUCGUCCUGUCCCCUUUGCAGAAAAGCAUCCCCAAAGAAUGAUGUUUCCACCUCCAUGCUUCACGGUUGGGAUGGUGUUCUUGGGGUUGUACUCAUCCUUCUUCUUCCUCCAAACACGGCGAGUGGAGUUUAGACCAAAAAGCUCUAUUUUUGUCUCAUCAGACCACAUGACCUUCUCCCAUUCCUCCUCUGAAUCAUCCAGAUGGUCAUUGGCAAACUUCAGACAGGCCUGGACAUGCGCUGGCUUGAGCAGGGGGACCUUGCGUGCGCUGCAGGAUUUUAAUCCAUGACGGCAUAGUGUGUUACUAAUGGUUUUCUUUGCGACUGUGGUCCCAGCUCUCUUCAGGUCAUUGACCAGGUCCUGCCGUGUAGUUCUGGGCUGAUCCCUCACCUUCCUCAUGAUCAUUGAUGCCCCACGAGGUGAGAUCUUGCAUGGAGCCCCAGACCGAGGUUGAUUGACCGUCAUCUUGAACUUCUUCCAUUUUCUAAUAAUUGCGCCAACAGUUGUUGCCUUCUCACCAAGCUGCUUGCCUAUUGUCCUGUAGCCCAUCCCAGCCUUGUGCAGGUCUACAAUUUUAUCCCUGAUGUCCUUACACAGCUCUCUGGUGUUGGCCAUUGUUGAGAGGUUGGAGUCUGUUUGAUUGAAUGUGUGGACAGGUGUCUUUUAUACAGGUAACGAGUUCAAACAGGUGCAGUUAAUACAGGUAAUGAGUGGAGAACAGGAGUGCUUCUUAAAGAAAAACUAACAGGUCUGUGAGAGCCGGAAUUCUUACUGGUUGGUAGGUGAUCAAAUACUUAUGUCAUGCAAUAAAAUGCAAAUGAAUUACUUAAAAAUCAUACAAUGUGAUUUUCUGGAUUUUUGUUUUAGAUUCCGUCUCUCACAGUUGAAGUGCACCUCUGAUAAAAAUUACAGACCUCUAAAUGCUUUGUAAGUAGGAAAACCUGCAAAAUCGGCAGUGUAUCAAAUACUUGUUCUCCCCACUGUAUUAAGGCUCAUUGACAGGACCAACGUCAACAAGGCAAAGGAGCUGAUCGUGGACUACAGGAAACGGAGGGCCGAGCACGCCCCAUUAACAUCGACAGGGCUGUAGUGGAGCGGGUCGAGAGCUUUAAAUUCCUUGGUGUCCACAUCACUAAGGAUCUAUCAUUGUUCAAACACAACAACACAGUCAUGAAGAGGGCACGACAAUGCCUCAUCCCUUGGUAUAUUAACUGCUUGGCGCAACAGAGUGUACUGGGGCCGAAAUCCCUGCCAUCCAGGACCUCUAUACCAGGUGGUGACAGAGGAAGGCCCUAAAAAUGGUCAACGACUCCCGCCACCCAAGUCAUAGACUGUUCAUUCUGCUACCGUACGGCAAGCGGUACCGAUACACCAAGUCUGGAACCAACAGGACCCUGAACAGCUUCUACCCCUAAGCCAUAGGACUGCUAAAUAGUUAGUUAAAUAGUCUGACUAGCUAUUUGGUUAACUAUCUGCAUUGACCCUUUUUGCACUAACUUUUUUGACCCCAUGUAUAUAGCCAUGUUAUUGUUACUCAUUGUGUAUUUAUUAUUACUUUUAUUAUUUCGUGUUUUAUUUUUCUAUUAUUUCAUUAAAACAUUUAUCUCUGCAUUGUUGGGAAGGGCCAGUAAGUAAGCUUUUAACUGUUAGUCUACAUCUGUUGUUUACGAAGCAUGUGACGACUAAAAUGUGAUUUGAUUUGAUUGAUUGAUUGACCAGCCCUGGCUACAGCGCCAGUGAUGGACAUAUUAAGGCUCUUUGACAGGACCAGCCAUGGCUAUAGCCCCAGGCUCAUUGACAGGACCAGCCAUGGCUAUAGCCCCAGGCUCUUUGACAGGACCAGCCAUGGCUAUAGCCCCAGGCUCUUUGACAGGACCAGCCAUGGCUAUAGCCCCAGGCUCUUUGACAGGACCAGCCAUGGCUAUAGCCCCAGGCUCUUUGACAGGACCAGCCAUGGCUAUAGCCCCAGGCUCUUUGACAGGACCAGCCAUGGCUACAGCCCCAGGCUCUUUGACAGGACCAGCCAUGGCUAUAUCCCCAGGCUCUUUGACAGGACCAGCCAUGGCUAUAGCCCCAGGCUCUUUGACAGGGCCAGCCAUGGCUACAGACUUUCUCCACUUCCUUCUAGGGCCGCCACCAUGGAAACGUUAGUGCAGCAGCUGGAGAAGGCCGUGAUUCGCCUAGAGCAGGUGUCUGUCAACAUGCAGGUGUCCAAUGGCAUGGCCAACGGGGACAGUAACGGGAUCAACGGAGGUGAGUUGUAGAAUUCUCAUGGUCCAGGCUACGACAGCAGUGUUUAGCAUUGGGUAGUGAGGCAGAGUAACCAGGAGGUUCAAUGUUUAAGGUUCAAGGAGGUUCUAGGUUCAACUGGGAACUACUUUAUCCAAUGAACGUUUAUGAACAUGUAAUACUGUAUGUAAAACUAUGAAAAGAUACCAGAACUCCUGAACUCUCCACUAUGCUCAUUGUCUUCUCCUGCUUCCUCCCUUCUUCCUCUCCUCCACUCCUGUCUCUCCAGGUCUGUCCCAGUGUAUGGACGCCUUUGACCUGCUGCUGAUGGGGCCAGUGUCAGAGUACCUGAAGAAUAGCCGUGCCAUAGGAGACGAUGUGGAGAACCAUGUGAGUGGCAGGAGUGUGUGCGUGCGUGCGUGA
Coregonus sp. 'balchen' is the source of this 12057-nucleotide messenger RNA. The record is from the annotation of a GenBank genome assembly. NCBI's taxonomy places the organism in Eukaryota, Metazoa, Chordata, Actinopteri, Salmoniformes, Salmonidae.